AAAAGGUUGGGGCACCGGAUCUAAUAUGCUUAAUAGCAGCGUGGUGCACACUGGUCAGCUCUGUCGGCAAUUUCCAUGAGUAUAUGUUGGGUGACACAAAUUCUUGCCCAACCUGCGAGUUAGUAACUGGUACAAUGGAGGUUGUUAUCUGCGGCCCCUAUAUAGUUCUGAAAUGGCAAGAGUUCUUGCCCAAUAAGCUGCCAAGGCCAUUAAAGUCCUUGAUCACAUGGCGUCCUAACGUCUGGAUAUUCAGAGACACAGCCAUUCUUGUGAUCAUAUCUUAUCUGAUAUUACUGGACAUCAACUUGAGCUUCCUCUGGCUUUUCAUCUUUCCCGUCAUAGCCAUUGUUUUCAUACGAGCGGUCCGCUUCAAGUUCAGUCUUCCUACGUGCAGCAGCAAUCAUAAAGUUACUCACGGAUCUUCUAACGGCGCCGAGGAGACAAAAAUGAAAACUAAGAAGGUUGGGAUCAUAGUGAUCAUGACGCUCGGGGCGCUAUUGGGUAUGGACCAACUUCCAGACCAUGCAGCUGACGGGUUCGCCAUCUCCCAGUUCCUCAUUUUCCUAAGCUCCAUGGUGGCGGCACUGACGCGCAUGAUGAUGAAGCUGCGCGCUCGGGCCUCUUCGUUGGGCAUAGCAACAGCGUCGGAGAUGCUCCACAAGACCCUGCUUAUCCUUCUACUAGUGACGGCACACACGGGGGCCGCAGAGUGGCUGGGCGAGGAUCUUGUUCUUCUCUGCUUGCCAGAGGUCAUCCCUGUACUCGGCUGGUUCAUUCUUCACAUUGACCGUAAACCAGACAGCAGCUCCAUCAUCAGUGUCGACAAAAUGAAGGCACGCAUAAAUUGGCUUGGCUUGAUCGGUGCAAUGGUGGGUGUUUUCGCGUACCUGUUGUUCACCAUGGAUGAAUCCGGCCUCUUCGGUUGGUGUAUGACAUUCCAGGUGUCAUGUGGCGUCUCAGGGAUCCUGACAUGCUACCUCGUGUUCAUGCUAAACCACUGGACGAGGCAACAAGUUGCACCUGCUAGUAAGGAGGAUGGGGCUUCCGGUAUGCUCAAGUUAUGGGCAUGUGCUUUGCUGAUAGCGUGGGCUGCGUCGCUGCUGCUCGGGUAUCUGGUUUCCCGCCGGCUUGGCCUGCAACUACCACUGCAUGCGACAGCUAUGUAUGUUGGUAAUCUUUUCGGCUUUAAGUACUCACAUUAGCACUAUAUAUAUUGUUUAUGCAAUGUUGUGGCCUGUUUGUAAAAGUACACGGUGCUGUGAGUCUUGCAUGCACGGGCAUCAGUUAGCUAGUUGUAAAAAAAAAACCAAACAAUUUAGUUAAUACAACUAGCUAGGUAGUGUAGUGUACAAGUGUUGCACGUGUGCAUGCUACCGUGCUAGCACCUAAUAGUUGUACAUGUUGCGUGUAGCAGUACAGUUGGAGGGAGAGAUCUAGCUGUGUGGGCAUGUUGCUAAGCUAGUUAUGUAUGGGUGUAUGUGAUUUUUUAGGACUGUAUAUAAUCGAAUAGUUUGUAAUUUAAGCAAGAAAACACACACUUGCCUCCUUGAACUGGCAA
Molecule: messenger RNA, 1558 nt
Organism: Triticum urartu
Lineage: Eukaryota; Viridiplantae; Streptophyta; Magnoliopsida; Poales; Poaceae
Source: RefSeq, a predicted model, not a curated record